Ostrinia nubilalis (European corn borer) is the source of this 10378-nucleotide messenger RNA. RefSeq names its product ephrin type-B receptor 1-B (gene Eph). The coding region runs from base 374 to 3412 and encodes 1012 amino acids. Gene Ontology annotation, cellular component: plasma membrane; dendrite. The transcript has a single exon. Gene Ontology annotation, molecular function: transmembrane-ephrin receptor activity; protein binding; ATP binding. The record is from RefSeq and is a predicted model, not a curated record. Lineage: Eukaryota; Metazoa; Arthropoda; Insecta; Lepidoptera; Crambidae. Gene Ontology annotation, biological process: ephrin receptor signaling pathway; axon guidance; protein phosphorylation.
GCUGCUGCGCGUCCAUGUCAAGUGAGUUUCAUCUGUAAAAUACGGGAUCAAUAGAAAUGCGGAAUCUUCACUUAGAACUGUAAUAAUUUGUCGCCUUCCAUCAAGAAAUACGACGGGAAACUAUACGGGUGUGUUUACAGGGAGAAGAGUGUAAUCAGUGAACAUGUUCUCUCCGCCCAGUAGUUACAUACAUUGCAUCGGAGUGAAAUGACGGGGCUGCCCUUUAUUCGUAACAAAGUGAAGUGGUAACUUGGUUGGAUUUCUAAGGACACGGGACUGAGGGCAUUAUGUAGUGAGACUGUGGUAUUUUUGCGUCAUCUGUCGCGCUUACAGCGUCGUGCUUGGAAGUUUCGUGUUUUAUUAUGUGGUCGAGAUGAUGUGGUUGCUCGCGGUGGCGGCCGCGACCGUGGCGGCGCUGAGCGUCCGCGGAGAGCAGGUUCUACUUCUCGACACCACCACUGAGGCGACUUUGGGCUGGACUCGGUUCCCCUACGGCCCGCAAGCGAGCACCCCUGGCUGGCUGGAAGAGUCGUACACCAACUUUGAGAAGCAAAUCAACUGGCGGUCAUACGUGGUAUGUGAUGUUGCACAUCAUAAUGUAAACAAUUGGCUAUGGACACCAUUCAUAGAGAGAAGGAAUGCAAAUCGUAUCUACAUCGAAAUUAAAUUCACUAUACGUGACUGCUCAUUGUUUCCUGGGAAUGCACUUAGUUGCAAAGAAACAUUCAGCUUACUAUACUAUGAGUUUGAUGUUGCCACUCGUGAACAGCCACCCUGGGAGCCAGAGAGCUACAAACUAGUGGGCAGAAUUGCAGCUGGUGAAGGUAGAUUUAAUACAAAUUCUGAAGUGGAUAUCAAUACUGAAGUAAAGAGCAUAGCAGUAACUAAGAGAGGAGUGUAUUUUGCAUUUAGAGACCAAGGAGCAUGCAUUUCCAUUUUAGCUGUAAAGGUGUACUACAUCACAUGUCCAGAAGUAACCGUCAACUUUGCCAGGUUCCCAGCCACACCUACAGGUAGGGAAGUUACUGUCAUAGAACAAGCAAACGGUACAUGUGUGGAGAAUGCUGAAACUGCUCCAGGUGAAUCCCCUCCAGUAUACUUGUGCAAGGGAGAUGGCAAGUGGACACUACCUAGUGGUUCCUGUAAAUGCCGUGCCGGAUUUGAACCUGAUGAUAAUAACCAAAUAUGUAAUAAAUGUCAACCUGGAAAAUUUAAAUCUUACACAGGAGAUGACCCAUGUGCACCUUGCCCUGAUUAUUCAGAAUCCACUAUUUAUGCCGCUUCAGAAUGCAAAUGUGUUCCGGGAUUUUACAGAGCUAAAAAAGAUCCCAAGAACUUACCUUGCACACAGCCACCUUCAGCACCAGACAAUUUGACAGUAACAUUUGCUGACCAAUUUUCAAUUUCUCUUGCAUGGCAACCUCCACAUAAAAAUGGAGGGCGUAAUGAUGUCACUUAUCGAGUCUAUUGUUCCAAUUGUGGUUCUAAUAGUGUUGAAUACAGACCUGCAUCUACAGGAUUAAAUUCAACAAGAGUUACUGUUCUAGGCCUAGAUCCAAUGACUGAAUACAAAAUUCAAGUAUUCGCAGAAAAUGGGGUCUCUGAGCUUACUGGAGAACCUCCUAAAAAGGUUGAAAUAACAGCUAUAACUGAGGCAUCUUUAGUCAGUGUGGUAUCCAAGUUAAGGGUGCUUAGUGUAGAAAGUGAUAAACUUUCACUUACAUGGAAUCCCCCACCAAUAGAUUUGACUGAUCCUGAAGAUACUAUAGAAAGUUAUGAAGUAAAAUGUUUUCCAAAAGACAACAUUGAAAAAAGUGCCAAUACAACUUUAAAGAUUACAAAAGAGCCUCAUAUUACUAUAACAGGAUUGAAAAGAGAUACAGAAUAUGGAAUUAGAGUACGGGCAAAAAUGAAGCGUGGUUGGGGUGAAUUCAGUGGAAUAGUCUAUGCUCGUACUGGAUCUGUUCUGGAAACAACUUUUGUAGGUGAAGAAGAAGGAGCGCAAGUGCGUUUAGUUGCUGGUGUAAUGGUUGCUGUCGUAGUUUUAUCAGUAGUGGCUAUCAUUGCCGCAGUGCUGUUUUUACGAUCCCGUGCCGAUGACGAAUGUGAUAAGAAACAACCGAAUGACUGUAACGCUUUGAACUAUCGUAAUGGCGAAGUUUACACCGGUCCAGAAAGACCAGCGAAAACCAGUAGUAAUGCUACUACCCCACUGUUUGCUGGCACUGGAUCUAGAACUUACAUUGAUCCUCAUACUUACGAAGACCCUAAUCAAGCUGUACGGGAAUUUGCCCGCGAGAUUGACGCAUCAUGCAUCACGAUUGAAGCAAUUAUUGGCGGAGGAGAAUUUGGCGAUGUUUGCCGUGGUAAACUGAAACUGCCUGCAAGCUGCGGCCAGGAAAUAGAUGUAGCUAUCAAAACUCUGAAACCUGGAUCUACAGAGCGUGCUAGGCGGGACUUUUUAGCAGAAGCGUCUAUAAUGGGCCAGUUUGAGCAUCCUAACGUCAUAUUCUUGCAAGGUGUUGUCACGAAAUGCAAUCCAAUUAUGAUAAUAACUGAAUUUAUGGAGAAUGGCUCCCUGGACACUUUUUUGCGGGCUAAUGAUGGUAAAUUCCGUAUUCUACAGCUUGUAGGCAUGCUUCGUGGCAUUGCCACCGGUAUGCAAUACCUUUCCGAGAUGAACUACAUACACCGCGAUCUUGCUGCACGUAAUGUGCUCGUAAAUUCCCAACUGGUAUGUAAAAUCGCCGAUUUCGGUUUGUCGCGAGAAAUUGAAUCUACCGCUGAUGGGGCAUACACCACCCGCGGAGGUAAAAUACCUGUGCGAUGGACAGCACCCGAGGCCAUUGCAUUUAGAAAAUUCACGUCAGCCAGUGAUGUUUGGUCGAUGGGUAUAGUUUGCUGGGAGGUGAUGAGUUUCGGUGAGCGUCCAUAUUGGAAUUGGAGUAACCAAGAUGUCAUCAAAUCCAUAGAAAAAGGUUACCGUCUUCCAGCACCUAUGGACUGUCCAGAAGCAGUGUACCAGCUCAUGCUCGACUGUUGGCAGAAAGAGCGCACGCAUCGACCAACUUUUGCGAGUAUUGUAAAAACCUUAGAUAAACUUAUUCGUUGCCCCGACACCUUAAGGAAGAUCGCCCAGAAUCGCUCGGCUGAUCCACUCGCGGGUGACACCCCUGAUUUAAACCAGUUUUCUUCUGUGGAGGAAUGGCUGGAAUGUAUAAAGAUGUCUCGGUACAUUGAGAAGUUUAGAGCGGCCGGCAUCACAGAUAUGGAAGCAGUUGUAGACCUCACAGUCCACCAGUUGGCGUCAUUGGGCGUUACGCUCGUCGGCCAUCAGAAAAAAAUUAUGAAUAGUGUUCAGAGCAUGCGUGCUCAGAUUCGCGUUAGCGGGCCUUAUGGAUUUCUCGUGUAAAAAUUUGCUCAGAUAUAGUGAGGUAUCAGUGCAGUGAUUAUGAGAUACAUGCAGCUAUAGAACAAACAUUGAUCUCGUUUUGAACAAGGACAAAGAUCUCACAAUGUGCAGAUGAAGUGGUUUUUGAUUAAAGUGAUUUAUACUAUUGAAAUAAUGCAUUUUGUAUAUUUUUCUAAAAAGGACUGACAUAAGGUUAGACUUAAGGUAACACAAACAUCUUUCUUAACUUGCUAAGAAAAAUAUCAAUGAAAAUAUAUUUAUGCUGUUUAUAUUUUUUCUAUUUUAAUUAUUGUAUCUGUUUGGUGAUAAACUUUUGUAACAGUUGUGCAGAUAGCAAUAAUUUAUGUAAUGGCCUAAUGCACUCAAACUUAUUUAACGAUCAAAAUUAGCUUUAUAGUACUCCCGUCUCGUACUUGGUAACUUUUAUACAACGAAACAGAGCCAUCAUUUAUUUUAAGGAUACAAUUUAGAUAUAUUUCUCAUAAUUCAGUGCAGCUAUUAAAGAAAUGAUAUGAUAAGAUUUUGGAGAAUAUAAAAAUAAUGUCUUUGAACCAGUAUUAAAAAAUUUAUCUACCUACACCGUUUAAAUGAUUUAUCUUGACUGAUGUUUGUAAUUAAUUAUUUUGUAUGUUAUUUCAAUUUGUACUUAUAUUUAUGUUGUUUAUAAAAAAUAAAUUUCAUUGUGGAACUAGGGGUAAAUGAGAUUAUGGAAUAGUUUUUUUUUAUAAAAGUACUGUUAAGAAAAGAGUACAAGAGGUAUCAAGGCGAUAACUUUUUUGUUGGAGCUUGUCUCAAGCAUCUGAAAUGAUAAAUUUAUUUACAUACUGUAAAAAUUUAGACUAUAAAAUUUUAACGUAGGUAGCUAAUUCUGCUGUAAUUUUUGGAUGAAUAAUUAUUAUGUGUAUAUUCGUGAGUUUCGUUCCAAAAUGUUGUAAUGUGUUAAUAUAUACCAUUAUAAUGUGUAAAGUGUCAAAUGCUUAUAUAUUUUGCCUGCUUUCUUUUUUUGUGACAUUUUGAUGUAACUUAUACUGCCAUGUGAUGAAACUGAAUGUACUUAAUUAUUGUAACUAUAAACUUGCAACAAUGCAUUUAGUUAGUAUCUCGUUUUUACAAUGCAUGUACAUAAGGCUGAACGUAUUAUUUUUAGUGUAUAUCCUUGCUUUAAAAUACAAAUAAUGUAAAUAUCUAAAUAUUCUCACACAAAGUUUUCACUUAGGAAUCGACCAUUCAAUAAUUUUGUUUAGGUUGCAGGUACAAAGAGUACACACUGGAAAUUUAAUCUAAAAUCUUGGUGCUGACGUUUGUCCUAACUCGUAUUCCUUUUGUGUUCUUGCUCAAAGGGAUUGAAGCGUGUUUUUAAUGAAAACGGGACACUGCUCUACUCGUCGCGGUAUUUUCAUUGCUCACCAUUCACUUGGAAUUCUAUCGUGCAGUCUUUGUGUGCGAACUAUUCAGUGUUUUACUUAAUAGUAUAGUUGAUUUUUAUUUUUUUCGUUGUAAGAAUAGAUGAGGUAACAGAAUAUUGCCAACAUAGUGAUUAUAGUAAGAGCUUUGCUUAUUAUUUCUUACUUGUGAUGUAUUCGCAGGAUUGUAGCUGCGACUAAUAGGCAUCUAUAUUAUUUUCUUUACAAAUUACGUACGUAAGUACUAUUUUUAUGCUGUGUGGCAACUUGACUUCACAUACAAGUGACUUCUGAAGCUAAGCGAUUUUUUUCUGUUGUUUACAUUUUUGCUGAGAGCGAUUUGAUCUUGAAAUUUUUUUUGUUCUAAAAUUUUGUCUGUCGUCGUAUCGUUAUUAUACACCCAUUUAAAAGAUCGGUUUAUUUUACAAGAUAUUUCUUUUCAGUUAAGUGUUCAUGAAAACUUUUUACUAAUCAAUAAUUAAUACUAUAUUUUGCUAUACGUCAAGUUCUACUAUACUUGCCAGAUUUUACAUGAACACCUGAGGUAUCAAUGAAGGUAUAUUAAAAAAAAUCUAAAAUCAAAUGAUUUAUACUGUUAUGAUUUGGUACUGUUCUGAUCCUCAUAGCGUGUCUAUAAUGUGUCUUUUAGAAUCAGUUUGCUUAAUUUUACUAUUAUUUUCUUAAAAUCGAUCGAUUUAGAAUACUUAACCAAAUAAGCAUUUUUCUACUUGUAAUCUAUUGCAUACAUUAACACAAGUACACGAUGUUUUUGAAAUUGGUUAAAAUUUUUGGGACAUUCAUUAUUUAUUAUUAUCCACUACAUGUUACUUGGCUCACGUAUCAUUAUAAUAACUUUAAAUUAAUUCUUAAUCUUUUAGAAAUUCCAUUAAUUUAAUUGGUAACAAUUAAAUUUUCGGUUCUGAAUUUAAUACCUUUUAUCAUCUCUUAAAAGAUAAUAUUUCAAUUAACUACAUUCGAAUAUAAAUCAAAUAAUAUUUAAUCGAAUUUAUACUAUUCGUUAUUGCCACAAAGCGCUAUGCGAAUUCCAAUGUUCAUUAUACUAAAUUGAAUUACCUAGAUUAACACUCAGAUGAUAUGUUGCAUAAUUGGAUUAAUGGAUUCAAUACACAAUCAUAUUGUUUACUAAUUAAUUUGCGAUGCCAUUUAAUUAAAUAAGAUGGACAUCUCGGCAUUACAUUUGAGUAUUCGGCACGUUAAAACAAUACUAUAAUUACUAUCUAUUUAAAUGUUUGAAAGCAGUUUUUUAAGAACAGGUAUAUUCAUGACUUAUUUAUCAGCGCGAAGUAAUGUAUUUUGCUGCACAUGAUAACACACGGUGUAAACUAAUUUUAUAUACGAAAAAAGAGCCAAUAACAUGUAGUUACUUUACAUUAUCCUUUUCUAUACUAUUUAUUUGUUUCAAAAAUAUCUUCUUAGCACUCGUUUUUAAGCAUACGAUUAAGAAAAUAGUUUUUGUUCAUUACAGAUGGAAUAAUUGUCUAAAUUGUUUUUGCUAUUAUGUUUACUUCGUAUUAAACAGCACUACAUAAUGUUUUUAACUAUGCAAUAAGAAGUUCAUCAUUUUUGUGAUAAGUACGAAGUAAUCAUAACAGUACCUAAGAUUUUAUUAUUCAAAAAAUAGACAUAAUAGAUUUUAUGUAUAUUGUGUUCAGAUUAAAAGCAAAUGCAAUAAAAUACAUAUUAUAUAAACUGUUAAGCAGAUGCGAAAUGUUAUGAUAUAUGAACUUCUUUUGUAAAAGUCUUCCAUUAAUUUGUAUGCUAUGGGGAUAUGUUUUUAAAGAUUAUAAUCAAAAAUGGUAAUAUUUAUUUAUUGUUUUCUUGCCUAUGGAUUCAUACAUAGGGUGAAUUUUUCAUAUGUGCGAUGUUUGCUAAACUUGGAACUAUCUAGUAGGUAUAAAUAAUGUGGAAUAUUACGAACACAAUCGCUCCAGUGAUGCCUUAGCGCAUUUUGUGCUAUUUGAUAUAGUGUUGGGAAAAUCACGUGUAUUUGAAAAAAAUACCCUAUGUAUUUUGAUAGUUAAAAGAUUUAUUGCAUUUGCUUAAAUCGUGGAGAGUACUUUUAACAGAUUUAUUCACCGUUUCUGUAUUUAAAUGGGCGGCAGUCAAUCAAUAACAAAUAAUUUUACAAACAGUCACAAACUAUUUAGAAUUUAGAAGAUAUUUUAGUUCAAUAUAAAUAGAAAGCAUUAGUUUAAUAUCUUGCCCGUUGUGGUUGAUAAAGACCAUAAAAAUCCUUUGUCGUUGGACUUGUGUAUCUAAUUCCGUUUAGUUACAGGUCAACGAAAGUUGAGGCGAACAAGUACUCUCAUUGAUGUAAUAUUUGAAUACAAAACACUAAAAACAUUCAAUUUCAAAUAUCAAAUACACUAGCUACCUCGCUCUUCUUAAAAUAUAUUCUGCAAGCGAGACAGAAAGCACUUGUCAGUCCCACUGCGCAAGACCUAAUCGCAGUUACGGUAGUGAUAAAUUGAAAAUUAUUAAUAAUUACCGGUCAUUAUUAUUUCCGAAAGUUGAGAAAUUAAUAACAUUUAUCGUUGAUUAUUAAAAAUUUAACUUUGGUACCAACAAAUGUGUGUGUACAGCCACAGCCACACAUUUAGAUAUUUUGUUUGUUUUGUUUUCAUAUCUUACUAAUACAUACAUAUUGUAAUUUGGCAUAACAAGUCUGAAAUUAAUAUUCUUUGCAUAAUAUAAAUUAUUUUGCCGUAAUGCCAUAUUGUUUAGAUAUAGUGUCAAAAUAGGUUAAUGUGAGGCCCUAAGCCUAAGCCGCCUCUUAAUUUUUUUACAUAAAAUAAUGAUUUUUAAUUUAUCACGUUUACCGUAACAUAUACAAAUAUUUGCUUGUGUCUCAACUCUCGUUGGGCGACCUAUACUUGGAUUUAUUUUGAUAUUUUUUUUCUGGCUGGCUGUUGAAUUUUGAACCUUCAAUUGAGCAGCAAUAUGAUAUGUGUGUAUGUGUAGAGAAUUAAAAAAAAUAUUUAGUUUCGCAAAAAUAAGCUUGUGAAGAUUGAUUUCUGCUAUUUUUAGGACACCAUUAUCGUUUUAAAGCCAGAUAUCUUUUUCAUCGCCAUGAAAUGAAAGCAUAAUAAAUUAUGCAUUAUCUUUAUAACUAAUCUUAGUUGAUAAAUAUUUGUGACAAUCGUUACCGCUAUCAUAAAUCAAAUAUUGCUUAUGAACACGAUUAGGAAAACUAAAGAUUGUGGAAUUACACCAUCUGGCAAGUCAUACCUACUGAAAAACAACACACUGCAAAAUCAUUAAUCCAAAAUGUAGAUAAGAAAUUAUGUGAAAUAAAUAACCAUUUUAUAUACAAGGUUAUUUUUAGUAUAUACGAAACCUUAAAACUAUUUGUUCAUAAUCAGUAAUAGAAUCCAUAGCAAUAUUUUUUAUAUCAUGUUACAUUUUGACUAAAUAAUAUUUACAAAUCCAUAAUUUACGGACACCUUACUAAAAUGUUCUGCGCGUAUGGAAAAUGUUGUCAAAGCUUAACAAACAUUGCGUUGUCAACAACGAAAGUGCCGCGCGCUGUACGAUGUCUACACUCGCGACUCGAUAAUGGGACAACAAAUAAAGCUUGGAACUUCGUGAGUUUUUAAGGUAUCAUUUUAAUUUUUUUUAUACUGAUUCUAAAGAUUAAAACACGUGACACGUGUUUCGGCUUUCGUAUAUACAAAAAAUAACCUUGUAUACAGCAUAAUUUAAAUACAGAAGCGGUGUAACUGUUAUUCACAAUCUUCCAUAAUAAUUGUACCUAUUACAAAGAAAACUGAACACCAUAUUGUAACUUUAACAUAGCAGAAACACCAAUAACACCAAUGAAGUAACCUCGAUUUACUAGAAUGUAAUAUAACAUUAUGUAGUGUACCUACUUAUAAACAUUGUUACGACUUUCCUUCAGGCACUAUUAAACCUACCACGUUUCGUUUUGCUAAUCGUUGUGGACAGAGCUGUGUUUGUUCGAAAAUGAAGUAAUGAUUUAAGUAUGCACCCACUUGAUUGCAAAGUAAUAGGUGUAUAUUAUAUUAUUAUUCAUUUCAUAUACAUAUUCAUUUAUUGCAUCCUGUUGUACAAUUAGGUGUUUACAAAAGAAAUAUGUGUAGACACAAACAAGAGCCCUGUAAGGGCAUUGCAAGUUAUUGAAAAAUAUCAAUAAUUGAAUUGAAUAAAUAUUCAGAUAUCAUGCCCAUGCCAUAAUCAAUAUUUAAGGUAUACCCCUGAACUUAGUUUUCAGUACCUAAUGUAUUUCGUAUUGGAGAGUUUGUUAAUAAAUAUAAACAUAGCUGCGAGCAUUCAUAUUUUAGUGUCCAAAAUUCAUUUUUGAAUUUGCCUGUAUGAAUCAUAGCAAUGUUUGUAAGCUAUUCAUUGUAUGUAGGAGGAGAUAAAAAAAUUACAGUCCCUCAAUUCUAAAUGAUUAUUAGCUAGAGUAAAUUUAAAUUAUAAGAUAAUUUUUGAUACGACGAUGAGGAAAGAGUAACAUAGAUAUUAAAGAUUUUUAUGUCCAGUAUUUCGAAACGAGUAAUGUUUUAAUCGAUGUUUUUUUAUGUUGCGAAGUAUGAGGCAAACAAUAGAAUGAAAUUAAUUUUAUUCUGUAUACCAAUGCGAUUUUACUGAGAUGGAUAAAUUAUUUUUAUGUUUGGAUCAUUUUAUUAAAACUUAAUACAUAUUGAAAAUUCUAUCGAGUUUUAGACAUUGUAACUCUUUUUCCUUAUUCUGUAGAGGAAGGUUUACGUUUACCUAUCAAUUUACUAAACUUGAAAAUUAUACAUGCAGAGUGCUCUACUGUGUUUGCCUGUUACUUUGCAAAGAUGGGUGUAUUUGUAAUUGUAAGAUGUAUAAUAUAACACCGAUAAUAAUCUUAACGCCUAAAGCAAUAAAUGAGCCUCACUUAGACCUUCUUAAGUCAAGCCAUGUCAACUUAAUGAAAAUAAGAUUCAAUAGUACCAAUCGAGAUAUUUGUAAGAUUUUCUCUUUUGGUAUUGCACUGUACAUUUUCUAUUUUAGAACCUACGGUAUGUUUAUUUAAUAAUCUUAUUCAUGUAAACAUACUAACAAAAUAAUUUCCAAUAAAUAAAUCACGCACCAGUUCUUAAACUCGCACCAUUCUGCAGUGCAAUGCGAAAAGAUUAUAUUUUAGGUAACAAAACAUUUGUGAUAUAUUCAAGUAAAAGCUAUACUCAAAUCUAAAUAAAAUGUAGGUUUAUCGUCGCUUUCGCAGUUGGACGAUUUAGGUCUAAUUAUAUUAUCUUUUAUAUUGAAACCAUAAAAUAGUUAAAAAAGUAGUAACACCAAGCAUAGCCUAAAAUGGUAAUAACAUAGAGUGAUGUUAGAUUUAUUUAUAAGUUUUUAUAGAGCUCGCAGGGAUGCCAACACAGGUCCUUCGGGCCGGAUUCAAAUAUUCUUUAGUUUAGCAUCCCUGCAAAGUAUACAGAAUGAUGGUUAUAGAAUAAAACUUAGGCAGUUUUAAAUAUUUAAUAUGAAUCGGUUUAGAAUAAACGAAAGUGUAAGCUUGGCUAUAACUUAUGUAAUAAACUAUUGAUACUUA